UGCGCAUGUUCUCACCUCAGAAUCGUCGUCGUCUACAUUGUUUCAAGUUUUAAUGACCUCCUUCCGUGAUGCUGCAUCGAUACAGCCUGGCCCUGGAAGGAGCGCUAUUGUUAGUGCGCGUGUAUGUGUGUUAGUGUUGGAGUUCAAUCCCACCUCUCGUCCCCUGCGUCCUGAUCUGGAGCUUCUCUGGCACCUCAGGUAGUCUUCGGUGUCUUGUUUAGGUUUGGCAGAGUGCCAGCUUUCGGGAAUGAAGUCGCUAGUGGUAACCCGAGGCCGCUGGAGCAGCGCUGCAUCAGGGAAACUUGCCCAUUAGUGCAGUGAAUUAUAGCUCGGAGGAAACGUGCCACAGCCGGAGUGUAGGGAAUUUUUUGGUGCUCUUACUAGUGAUUCUCACAAGCUAUUGUGUGGUUGCAUGUUUGAGGAGAGGAAGCGUCGCGGGACAUUGGGGUUUCUGGUAGGAUUUUUGGAAGCGUACUUCUGGGGUUGAGAAGUGUGACUGUGGCGCAGUUCUUUGCGUGGGCUAUUUUUGUUUUCCGGUUGGCCAGGGUUAACUCUGUUCGGUCGGAGGUUGUGGUAUCCUGUGAGCUUAGCUUACGCACAGUGCAGCGCAGCAGUCAUUUGGCCGAUGUGCCUUGACCACUUGAAAGGGUUCAAAGUUUUGUGAUAGCAGCAAGAGUUUCCGCUCAAUUGAAGGCUGUGACCCUGCGUUGGUUAGUGAUUCAAUUCUUCCCUCCAGUUUGCAUAGCAUCCUUUGCCCACAGCCUCGUUUCUUCCGAGUUCGCGGCUACACUAUCUCAUCACGAAUUGCGAUCACUGUUGAGGAAUAGGUGACGACGGUGUCACUUUGUUAGUGAAGGAGAUAAACCGAUGGAAUAAAGUAUGCAGUAGAAUGUGGGCUAAUACAUUGUCACAAGCGUCGUCAUUGUGCGUGCGAAGCUGCUGAAGCUAAAUAAUAGCCAUAUACGAUGCCUCGACCGAGGAGGAGAGGUGAAACAUGUAGAGUUGUUUGCGAACAACCUGAUGCUGUAACCUAUGUUGAGCGUCAAAGUUGCGACUCUCCUAGGAGUUCUGUAGCAAUUACCAUUGCUGUGGAGGACCGAGUUGAUUCUUCUUGUGUAUCUUCACCUUAUCGAAGAGUUCCGGAACCGACCCGCGGCUCCUCGCAGAUGUCUUCGAGUGGACGUGCACUGAGGGCCGACGACGUGGUAAUGACUGAAAUUAGGCUAAACCCUGUGAAUGAACCGGUGAUCCAUGGUUUAGAACUAAGUAUGGAUAAUCACACACAUGUGCAUCGGCGGCGAAAGUAUCUGAGGCCAGGACAGCUUGCACAAUUAGUGGAUGAACAUAAGAAAUCUCGUAUCUCCAAUGGAGCAUUAGGAAAGAAGAGAAUAUUUGAGAACAACUUCACAAGAAGCCGGCCUCUUUCCGCAGAAGUUGGAGAUAUAUCCGCACCGAACUUGGCUUCAUCAUUAUCAAGGUCUCCUGUUUCGACGGUACAAGUUUUUGGACCCACAUUUCCUCAGAGGAAGAAGUUAGUAGCGCCUAGGACUCCCCUAACUCCCGCAUCCCAGCUGACCGUGGUGCGAGAUUCCAUGCGUGAAGUGGACUUCUCAUCUCAACCUGAAUCAUCUUUGGAAAGCUUGCCGGUCGAGCUGCUGGUACACAUUGUUUGUAGACUGCACCACGAUCAGCUUAAACCCGUCUUCCACGUUUGUCGGUCAUUGCAAGAAGCGGUUAACAUUGCUAGAGAAAUGCAUUUUAAUUUCACCACUCCCGAUUAUGAGAGGCAGAAAACUAUAGGCUUAUACACUCCUAAACGCCACCGAGAUAUAUAUCGGAAUGUUAGUGAAGCACCUGGAGGUGUGUUGGAUGUGCGACCUCCAACACCCCAGGCCCCAAGACAUGCACCGAAGCCAGCUUAUGCACGGAUUCCUUUGGCUGAAAUGAAUGCAGUCGUUGCUCCAUUGUUUCAAGGACCUAGUGAUACUCCUCACAGGCCUGCUGGUCUUCCUCGCCUAGCAUUUAAGGCGGUUGCAUCACAUCGAGUUCUCUUCAACGAAGAAGAGUUUCUUCAAGGUGGAACUCUUGCGGCUUGAGAUUUGAAUUAACACAGUUUAAGCUUGUACGAUUUUCGAGUAUCUUAUCACAUGAUGGACGAUGAUGUCAUGCCAUGCAUGUGCCUCAUCGGUACCUUGUAGAUCAUAUGUUGAUUAACAUGAGUCUUCAAACCAACGCCCGUCACUUCUCUGUCCUGGAAAAGACCAUAGAUGAAUUGGGUACGGUGAGGCUGAGAUAUGGCAACAUUCCGGUAACUUAUAACAAUUUUAAAUGUGGAGAAAAUAGGUGAAGCUGAAUGCUUAGCGGCUUCCGUGAUGUAACAUAUUUCUUACAAAACAUUUCCAUUUAGUGGACGAAACGCUCCAGUCCUCGGCA
Molecule: messenger RNA, 2433 nt
Organism: Physcomitrium patens
Lineage: Eukaryota; Viridiplantae; Streptophyta; Bryopsida; Funariales; Funariaceae
Molecular function (GO): protein binding
Source: RefSeq, a predicted model, not a curated record